UAACGCUAUAAUUCGUACAUAAAACCCUAAACUCUAAACCAUAAACCUAACUUUUCACCAUUAUCUUCCGCUGACGAGCCAUGACAUGAACCACACAACACCACCACCUCAGAGUUCCGAAGAUCAGGAGGAUCGUUCGCCGAAAUUCGAGUGGGACUUCCACAUCUCCGCCGUGGUCUCAUCCUCGGUCGGAACAAUCUCCGACACCCUAGGCGUCAUAGAAGUUAACUCCUUGGGCACCCUUUUCGCCACCGGCGGUAUCGCUAGAAAAAUAAGAGUGUACACCUUAAACGGAAACCCGACAUGCCAAAUCAACAUAUGCACACCAGCAAAACUCAGCAGCUUGAAAUGGAAACCUUUAUCCGCGGGAAAAACCAUGGGCUCCGCGGAUUACGAUGGCGUCAUAACCGAAUACGACUUGGAAACACAGAUGCCGGUGUUUGAGCGCGACGAGCACUCAGGCCGGCGGAUAUGGAGUAUGGACUACUCUCAUGGUUCCGUCGUCGGAGCCUCAGGCUCCGACGACGGAACCAUGCAAAUCUGGGACCCGCGCCAUGAUGGCCUUAAAAGUGUGGGUAAAGUACACUUCGGGGCCCCAGUUUGUUGUGUGGAGUUUAGUCCAUUUGGUGGCGCGUUAAUAGCCGUUGGAUGCGCUGACCGAAAAGCCUACGUUUACGAUGUGAGAAACAUGGUUAACCCGGUUGCAAUACUUGAUGGGCAUCAAAGAACCGUGAGUUACACAAGAUUUGUGGAUGAUCGGACGGUGGUGACGUCGGGUACAGAUGGGUGUUUAAAAAUGUGGAACAUAGAGGAUCAUGAUCAUAGUCUCAUUCGAACAUAUAGAGGGCAUACAAAUCAAAGAAGAUUUGUCGGGUUAUCCAUUUGGAGAAACCAAGGGUUGAUUGGAUGCGGGUCAGAGAGUAACCAAGUGUUUGUGUAUGAUAAGAGAUGGGGUGAACCCAUAUGGGUGCAUGGGUUCGAACCGGAGGGUGGAACGAGGUCCGAACAUGGGUUUGUUAGUAGUAUAUGUUGGAGCCAAGUGGGAGAUGAUGAGUGCACGUUGGUGGGUGGUGGUUCUAAUGGUGUUGUAAAGAUUUUUUCUGGAAAAAGAAAGACAUUAACCUCUAUUAGUUAGCAAAAUUAAAGGUGACAACUUCUUUUUUUUUUUUUUUUUUUUUUUGAAUUUGUUCCUUGUUACAAGUAGUAAGUUGUAACUGAAUGAGCUGAAUAUUACUUCUUC
Messenger RNA from Helianthus annuus (common sunflower), 1240 nucleotides. RefSeq names its product WD repeat-containing protein RUP2. Gene Ontology annotation, biological process: response to UV-B. The record is from RefSeq and is a predicted model, not a curated record. Bases 86 to 1135 code for a protein of 349 amino acids. The transcript has a single exon. Lineage: Eukaryota; Viridiplantae; Streptophyta; Magnoliopsida; Asterales; Asteraceae. Gene Ontology annotation, molecular function: protein binding.